This is a messenger RNA of Amaranthus tricolor (Joseph's coat), 2932 nucleotides long. Its product is annotated as putative pentatricopeptide repeat-containing protein At3g49142. The transcript has 2 exons. Lineage: Eukaryota; Viridiplantae; Streptophyta; Magnoliopsida; Caryophyllales; Amaranthaceae. Gene Ontology annotation, molecular function: protein binding; RNA binding; zinc ion binding. Gene Ontology annotation, biological process: RNA modification. The record is from RefSeq and is a predicted model, not a curated record. Bases 98 to 2134 code for a protein of 678 amino acids.
UAGUAGCUCAAAUCAAAUAAGCUCGAGUCAUGUACAAGUAUAAGGGGGUCACUCAUAAGAGCUUGGAAGCAUAUGAUCUUUAGUUAGAGCAUUGGCAAUGAGUGCUCGUUAUUGUUUCUUCCGCAAAUUGUCGACGAUCAAUCACCUAAAACCCAAUUCCCCGCCAAUUCAAUAUCCUAAAUUUACCCGCCAAAACGUAAUUCUCACAGAGGAAUUGUGUAACGAACUUUUGGAUUCAUACCCAGACCCCAAAACCUUGAAACGACUUCAUACCAAGAUCUUAACCCGCCAAAAUCUUCAUUCAAACCCUGGCGUUUCACUCAAAUUAAUAAGGGCAUACGCUAAUUUGGGUUUAUUGCGCAUUGCACGCAAUCUGUUCGAUGAAAUUCCUGAAAGAAAUGUUAUAUUUUUCAAUGUAAUGAUUAGGAGUUAUGUAACCCAUCAAUAUUACCCAGAUGCUUUGCAGGUGCUUAAGGGUAUGUUUAGUGUUGGAGUGACACCUGAUCAUUAUACUUACCCGUGUGUGUUGAAAGCAUGUUCUGGGUCAGAGAAUUUGUGGGUUGGUAUGCAAAUUCAUGCUGCAGUAUAUAAAGUUGGGCUUAAUUUGAAUCUAUUUAUUGGGAAUGGAUUAGUUGCUAUGUAUGGGAAGUGCGAUUGUUUGAUGGAUGCUAGGAGAGUUCUUGAUCGAAUGCCGGUUAGAGACGUUGUGUCUUGGAACUCGAUGGUUGCUGGUUAUGCACAAAAGGGACAUUUCGAUGAUGCCUUGAAUGUUUGUAGAGAGAUGGAGUCCAUGAAAGUGAAUGCGGAUGCUGGCACUAUGGCAAGUUUACUUCCAGCUGUUACCAAUACUUCUAAUGAGAAUGUUAUAUUUGUGAAGAACAUGUUUCACAAGAUGGUUAAGAAGCGUCUCGUAUCUUGGAAUGUGAUGAUAGCUGUGUAUGUGAAUAACUCCAUGGCUGCAGAAGCUAUCGACAUUUAUUCACGAUUAGAAGCUAGUGGAAUUGAUCCAGAUGCGGUUACCUUUACGAGUAUUCUUCCUGCUUGUGGAGAUCUUUCUGCUAUUUCACUUGGAAGGAAGAUUCACAAACUAGCUGAAAAGAAGUGGCUUUUCCCUAAUUUGCCUGUGGAGAACGCGUUAAUAGAUAUGUAUGCUAAGUGUGGUUGUCUAAGAGAAGCAAGGGAAGUGUUCGAUAGUAUGCGAAUACGAGACAUAGUUUCUUGGACUUCUAUGCUUUCUGCUUAUGGUGUUAGUGGAAAAGGCCAUGAAGCUGUUGCACUUUUCUCUAGAAUGAAAGAGUCGGGCUUGGUUCCCGACUCCGUUGCGUUUGUUGCGGUCAUGUCAGCUUGUAGUCACUCAGGAAUGUUGGAAGAAGGGAAACACUACUAUAAACUAAUGACCGAUAAAUACAAAAUAACCCCGCGAUUGGAGCAUUAUUGUUGCAUGGUUGAUCUGUUAGGACGUAUUGGGAGAGUGGAUGAGGCUUUCUCGUUCAUGAAGGAGAUGCCAAUUGAGCCAAACGAAAGAGUUUGGGGCGCUUUUUUAGGUGCUUGUCGUGUUCAUUCCAAUAUGAAUCUUGGGUUGAUAGCUGCUGACCGUCUAUUUCAAAUGGCUCCCGAUCAGGCUGGAUAUUAUGUGUUGAUGUCUAACAUUUACGCCAAAGCAGGAAAAUGGAAAGAAGUUAGCAUGGUUAGAUCAUUAAUGAAGAGCAAAGGUAUGAACAAAACACCCGGCAUUAGUAAUGUAGAGCACAAAGGUCGGGUGUACACAUUCCUUGCAGGUGAUAGAUCGCAUCCACAGUCUAACGAGAUUUAUGAUAAGUUGCACGCGUUAAUUGGGAAAAUGAAAGAGGACGGUUAUGUUCCUGAAACAGAUUUUGCUCUUCAUGAUAUAGAGGACGAGGAUAAAGAAGAUCAUCUUCGAGUUCACAGUGAAAAAUUGGCUAUUGUGUUUGCCCUUAUAAAUACUCGGCCUCCAACACCAAUAAGGAUUACGAAGAAUCUUCGUAUUUGUGGAGAUUGUCAUGUUGCGAUCAAGCUCAUCUCUAAGAUUACUAACCGGGAAGUAAUCGUCAGAGAUACGAAUAGAUUUCAUAUGUUUAAGAAUGGUGUUUGUUCAUGUGGGGAUUAUUGGUGACUGCAGGUGAAUAUGAACUAGAAGGGCAUUUGACAAGAGGGAAAGUUUUGGUGUUUCCAAACAGAUGAAUACAUGGCAAGAUCAGGCGGAUCCUCCUCCAGCCACAUUCAUCUAUUUCUCUUGCGUGCCUACCCUGAUAAAUUUGGACUUGUACACAAGACCCAUACAAGAGGAGAAUUGACUGCACACAAAUCCGAUGGUGUUUCAUCCUAAAACCAAUUGGUAUUAAAGGAGUAGUGUUGAAAUAUAGUGACUCGAACAAGUCAUUAUAUGGGAAAUGGAUAACGCAGUUCGCCAGGCAGAGGGAGGUCCGCGGGGCGCGGAGAACCUAUUGUCCUAGUCCGCGGGGCGCGGAGUGGUUUUGUCUCCGUUUCGCGGCUUGCGUAGUUUUACACGGCUCGCGUAAUGGCGGUUUCUUGGCACGUUUUUUGGCCGGUUACUCUUAAUUUUUGAAGGUUUCUUUUGUAUUUUCUUAACCCUAAUUUCUUUUUAUUAUGAGGUAUACUAUAUAAAGGCCCCAUGUAAUUAGAAUUAGAACAGGAUGCAAUGCAAAACACAAAGUGAGGAAAACUAAGAGAGAAAAAGCUUGGAGAGCCAUUGUUGUGGUUUCUCGUGUUCAUCUUGUAAUCUCCCAGUUUAUAGUGAAAAGUUUAUUCUCGAUGCCGGUGGAUGUAGCUAUCACGUUGAUAGUAAACCACGUUAAUUUCUCGGUGUGAUUUUCUUUAUUGUUUGUUUGAACCUUUAUUGUUUCAUUAUUAUUUUUCGAUCUUUGCUUCCGCUGUUGAACAACAAGUAGCC